Leptosomus discolor (cuckoo roller) is the source of this 698-nucleotide messenger RNA. Lineage: Eukaryota; Metazoa; Chordata; Aves; Leptosomiformes; Leptosomidae. The record is from RefSeq and is a predicted model, not a curated record.
UAAUCACAAUAUUUAAAGGUAAAGUGGAAGAAGUUGAAUUACCUGUGGAUAAAGUAGACAUCAUCAUCAGCGAGUGGAUGGGUUACUGUCUGUUCUAUGAGUCAAUGUUAAACACAGUCAUCUUCGCACGAGACAAGUGGCUGAAACCUGGAGGGCUAAUGUUUCCAGACCGAGCUGCUUUGUACGUGGUAGCAAUUGAAGACAGACAGUACAAGGACUUCAAAAUUCACUGGUGGGAGAAUGUGUACGGCUUUGACAUGACCUGUAUUAGGGAUGUUGCCAUGAAGGAGCCUUUGGUGGACAUAGUAGAUCCAAAGCAAGUGGUGACCAAUGCCUGUUUAAUAAAGGAAGUAGAUAUUUAUACAGUGAAGACUGAAGAAUUGGCAUUUACUUCUGCAUUCUGCCUCCAAAUUCAGCGUAAUGAUUACAUUCAUGCCUUGGUCACCUAUUUUAAUAUCGAAUUUACGAAGUGCCACAAGAAGAUGGGAUUUUCUACAGGUAAUCUUUUAAUAUCAUUUCUAUUGCUAUCAGUAUGUAAGUGCUACUGGUCAGAUUUUACAGGAAGGUUUAUUGUACCACCAUGUUUGAAUUUCAGUGAUAAAAAUUAUUGUCACUUUGGGGGAGGUGAGCAGGAUGGGGAAAGGACAACUGCUUGUAGGAAUUGUGCAAAAUCAGAGGCAGGAUUUCACAACAGCUAG